Molecule: messenger RNA, 3187 nt
Organism: Limanda limanda (common dab)
Lineage: Eukaryota; Metazoa; Chordata; Actinopteri; Pleuronectiformes; Pleuronectidae
Gene: sypl1
Product: synaptophysin-like 1
Exons: 5
Coding region: 10-729 (239 amino acids)
Cellular component (GO): synaptic vesicle; synaptic vesicle membrane
Source: RefSeq, a predicted model, not a curated record
AGCGCUAACAUGAUGACCGGGUUCAGGCUCAACAUGUCGCCGCUGAAGGAGCCGCUGGGCUUCGUCAAACUGGUGGAGUGGCUCACGGCCAUAUUUGCCUUUGGAAGCUGCGGCGGCUUCUCGGGGAAGAACAUCGUGUCCCUGUUCUGCGGCGACGGCAGCAACGAAACGCUCACGGCCAACUUCCACUACCCGUUCAGGUUGAGCCAGUUCCCGCUAGUUGAGGGAAACAACACCAUUUGCAACCGCUCCGUCAUGACCACUCACUUGGUCGGAGACUCCGCGUCCUCGGCUGAGUUCUUCGUGGGCAUCGCCACCGUCUGUUUCCUGUACAGCAUGGUGGCCCUGCUGGUUUAUUUAGGCUACAUGCACGUCUACAAGGACUCUGACUUUGGACCCAUUUUUGACUUUGUCAUCACGGCGAUCCUCGUCUUCCUGUGGCUGGUGUGUUCCUCCGCCUGGGCGAAGGGCCUGCAGAACGUGAAGGACGCCACGGACACUGACGGCAUCAGCGCCACGCUGGCGCUCUGCAAGGGCAGCAACAUCACCUGCGAGGUCACAGACUUCGCCAACCUGCGAACCCUCAACAUCUCUGUGGUGUUUGGUUACCUCAACAUGUUUGUGUGGGCAGGAAACGCCUGGUUCGUGUACAAGGAGACUCGCUGGCACUCUCAGAAAUUCUCUUCCCAGUCUGGACCAGGAAGGCAACAGGUCCCUGCUCCCAUCUAACGCACAGUACCAGACAGGGACGCACAACACACAAAUACUAACGCUCAAAGACACAAUAAUUGACACGCACGCCCACACCAGUCACACACAUUCGAUAUACAUGGGCUAUAUAGGGAAAAAUGUGCACCCAGACAUGAACACACUUACACACAUGCAUAACAUUAUCUGUGAAUGUGAUAAAGACAGACAAAGGAUUUGGUUGGUAAAGGUGCUACAUGUAAGUAUUGUAGUUUAAAACAUUUCGAAAAUAAAGAAAAUGAUCAACUCAUUUUAAAGAAAUAAUAGUUUUGAUGUUAAGUCAAAGACGUCCAAGUAUUUGACUCGAGGGAAAAAAGAUUUACCCAUGGUCCAUCUUCACGUAGAUCAUCAUCACAAGCAAUUAAUAAACACAGACAUACAUAGGAUCCAUAUUUUAAUAUAGCGCCACCUUAAGGGCAAGAAACCACGUUCUGCCGUAUAGAAAAUAAAUGAUAAGAGAUUGAAGUUAUCGGCAAAUUAAGGAUUGAAGUUUGGUGCUGGACUUUUCUUCUAGACUGUUUAGCGAUAUCUAUGUAGCGAUAGUAAACGCUUACAUACAGCAUAUUGAAAUGUCUUCACAUGUGCCUUUGUUUUGACCACAUACUAUAGAAAUACUAAUGCAACAGUGAGAAACGUGCCUUGUUCCAACUAUUCCGAGGCGGUUUCUCAUGCUUUAGGAAGUGAUACGUGCUCAGACGAUGAUCUAUAGCAUUGUUGUUGCUCGUCUUUAUGAAGUGAUGGUUUCUUACUUCUCUGGUUAUUAUACUUGACUACAUACUGUUUAAUGUAAGGUACUUUAAACUCUAAUGUCAUCGCCACAAUAAGGACAAUGUGAUGAAGGUUUUCAGGGUAACACAGAGGCUGGUAAUAUUAAAAUCCUUAUUACCAUUCAACCAUUUAAAAUCAUUGAAAUUCACCCAUUUAUUCAAUAAUUAAAGGCUGUGAAAUUUAGUCAUACACUUGCCUUGGUGUUAAAUCCUGUUGUUUUGCACAUGUUAUAUAUUUUUAGAUACCAAAGCACUUGUGUAUGCAGAGAGUGACUCACUCAUGUUCAUUCAUUCUUUGCUUUUCAUUCAUUGGAGUCCUGUUUGCUACAGCAGUGGUGAUCAGGCAUGAAAAGCCUAACUAGGAUUAUUAAUUUACAAAACGAAUGUACGGAUGAUUUCUAGUACAUUGAUCUGGUGAAUGUAUAAAAGCUUUUAUUCUGAAAUGCUGUUCCUCUGUAAGGUAAAUCAAUACGUUCAAGCAGACUUGUUACAUUUUUAAGCUUUAAGAUGCAUGAAUUGUCCUUCAGUCCAAAUAUUAUAGAGGUUAUUUGAACAUUUAGUGUUUUUCUUUUCACAACAUGUUUAAUGCACUCAAAUGGUGUUUAAUCUGCUUUUAUAUCGCCCUUAGCACAGGGAGAGUGUUAUGUCAUAAGGAAAACUUGACUAAGAGUUAUUUAGUUCACAUGUCACUGUGUUUAUGUGAUAAGUUAGACAAUUUUAAAAUCCUGUGACGGCUUUGUUGUGUUAAGUGUGCACCUCGAUGUUGGUUGCCAUCCGCCAAAAACAACAACAAAGAAGUUUGUUAAUUCUUUUCUUCUAUGUUGAAUGUUGUCGUGACUUCCUCCUGCUUUUUUAUUCUAGUUCAUCCGUCUUUUCUUUUUUACAAAGUAACAUUUCCUUUUUUGUUGAUGUUAAAUCGAUCACGUCUUAUUUUUUUGAUUGUCUAGUUUCUUCAAAUCUGUCAGGAAACACGAGCAGUGAGCUUGUAUUCCGUUUUUUACACCUUUAUUUUUCAUACGUAGAUGGUUAGAAUGAGUCGUUUAUAUUUUAUUUUAUGAUCUGUUUCCUGUGUAGUGAAACUGUACGUUGGACGGUGUCACUGAUUCUCUGAAGGAUAAACGUAAAUGUGACAGUGUGUAAAUGUGUGUAAAUGUGUGUGUGUGUGUGGUGUACUGGUUAUGCUGCUGCACUCUUGUAAUCAUCACUCAACACGCUCUUAGCUUUGUCAAUGAUUCCAAUGACUUUAAAGGAGACCUCUUGUGCUCGUCAUGCUCUCAAACCGGGGACACCGGGACACUUUAGCUUGGUUGUACUCAGUGGAGUGUUUAGAUUUUUUCCGGUAGCACCAAAAAACAAACCUUAACUCUCAUUACAAACGCUGCCCGCUCCUCCUCCCUCCUCUCGGCCCAGCCUUAUGACCCGCGUUGUGAUGUAGACGCACCCUCCGUGUUUACUGUGGGAGAGAAGAGCCUCCUCUGCUGCGGACUGUGGGAUCUGGAGCCGUGCAUGUCGUAUACAAUCACUAAAAAACAAUGCAACUCACUAGAGGAAUGGGGAAGACUGAGAAAGCAUAAUAGGUCUCCUUUAAACUUUCAUAUCCAAGAGACACAUACACUCUGUGACAUGACCAAUUUCAAUGUACAUGUUUUUUUCAAUAAAAAAGUAUGAUUUUU